AAAGGGAUUGGAAUUUCUCUCAGAGCAAGAGUGCUAUUACGGACAUAUUCGGGACAUUGUUAUGUUAAGAGAAACAUAGGCUUUGUGUAUGGUUUCCUAUUUCAAGUUAUUUAUCACUUGUUUUAUAUCAUUAUUUAAUAAUGAUAGUCAUUUAAACAAGAUAUUAUAUAAAUAUAUUUAUAUAUAUACUGGUUUUCUAUUCGUUUUUUAAUAGUUAGUUAGACUAAGAUAUGUUUCACCCUGCAUUUUGACGUUAGUUUAACAUUUAAAACGUUUUAAUUAAGUUGUUGCGUGUUAGCCUACACUGCAUGCAAAUUUGGAAUAAUACAUACUUGUUUAAGUUGCAGUUUCUGCGAAGACUAAACUAACAGUGCGCACAGGUACCAAGGGCAGGUAACAGAAAAAGUGUCUCAAUAUGGGCGACAACCCUGACUUUGACGAUGAAGAAAUUAAAGAAGAGAAAAUUGGUCUGGAUCUGGGAAAAACGAACCCUUCCAAAUCCGUGGACUUGGAGGAACAAAUUGAAUGCACGAGCAUCUCGAAUGUGAACAAGGACAAUACAACUAUUACGCAUUUAUACAAAAGGAGAUGGGUGAUGGUGUUACUUUUCAGCUCUUAUUCCCUGUGCAACGCAUUUCAAUGGAUCCAAUACGGAAUAAUUAACAAUAUUUUUAUGAAAUUCUACAAUGUGGACUCUUUUGCCAUCGACUGGAUGUCAAUGAUCUAUAUGUUGACAUAUAUUCCCUUUAUAUGGCCUGUCUCCUGGCUUUUAGACAAAAAAGGACUGCGGCUCAUAGCACUGAUGGCCACCGCCAUUAAUUGCCUUGGGACAUGGAUCAAGGUGGCCAGCGUCAAGCAAAACCUAUUUUGGGUGACCAUGCUUGGACAAUUCGCAGGCUCCCUAUCACAGGUAUUCAUCCUUGGGAUGCCUUCCCGCCUAGCAUCGGUUUGGUUUGGCUCUGAAGAGGUGUCCACCGCCUGUUCCAUCGGCGUAUUUGGGAAUCAGAUGGGCAUUGCCAUUGGCUUUCUGGUGCCGCCCAUCCUCGUGCCAAAUGUUGAUGAUAUGGACGAUCUGGCAUACCACAUCAGCAUCAUGUUCUACAUCACUGCUGGAAUGGCCACCGUGAUCUUCAUCCUCGUAGUCUUCAUGUUCCAAGAGAAGCCGGAAAUCCCUCCCACCCUGGCUCAGGUCCAGGCCAGGAGCACCCCUCCAGAAGAGUACUCCUACAUGGCCUCUAUCCUGAGACUGCUGCGUAACUUACCCUUCAUGCUCCUUGUUAUCAGUUAUGGGCUGAAUGUCGGUUGUUUCUAUGCUGUUUCCACACUGCUGAACCGGAUGAUUAUUGAGCAUUAUCCAGGUGAAGAGGUGAAUGCUGGGAGAAUUGGCCUCACCAUUGUCAUUGCCGGGAUGGUGGGGUCCCUCAUAUGUGGGAUCUGGUUGGACAAGACCAAAACCUACAAACAGACUACCCUGGCUGUGUAUCUCAUGUCCUUCGUGGGAAUGGUGGUCUAUGCCUUCACUCUGAACUUAGGCCACCUAUGGGUGGUGUUCGUGACAUCAGGGGCUCUAGGGUUCUUCAUGACUGGGUACCUGCCACUUGGCUUUGAGUUUGCUGUGGAGCUGACCUUCCCAGAGGGUGAGGGCACCUCCUCAGGCCUGCUCAACUGUUCAGCUCAGAUAUUUGGGAUCAUAUUCACCAUCGGUCAAGGGAAGAUCAUAGACCACUUUGGCACAUUCGCUGGGAACAUCUUUUUAUGUGUCUUCCUCCUCAUAGGGACCAUUAUGACAGCAUUCAUCAAGUCUGACCUCCGACGGCAAAAGGCCAACCAUCUGGCUGAGAAUCAGGUGGCGAGUGCUGCAGGCUCCCCGUCUCGGGUACAGGACUACGGGGCCACAGCACCCAGCAGCCCUCAGGAGCAGCAGUCCUGACACUAACCUCACUAAAACCCAAACACACACCAGCCAAGAAACAAGCAGGUCACCCACAGGAAGGCCUCUCACAGCCAGCUACACUGAAGGACAUCAAAGUAUAAGGAGGAAAUCCAGUUGAACGGGUGUGAAAAGAAAGAAAUCCCAUCAUACACUUGGAAUCACACAGGUUCUCCCUCUACAGCAAAUUACUCGUCAGAAGAUAACUGGUUUGAUUAUCAAGCACAACCAAGGGUAUUUCCAUUUUUUUGUGCUGAUAAUUCAUAUUUAACUGUCACUUUUUGAGAGUACACUAUGAAUUGUUAAUAUUUUCAUUUUGGUUUCUCUAGCUUUAAAUGUCUCCAAUCUAAGUAUUAUAAAUGUUGAUGUCUGUGCAUUUUGAUAUGAGCAAUAUUCAAACUGUGCUAUUUGUUUCCUGUUAUUUGACCAAUACCAUACUGGAACAGAAAGUAUUAAUGUAACUGAUCUAUUUUUGGAAUUUGUUAACGUUAAUUACAAUUAGACUACAGAUUCAGUGGUUUCAGUUGAAUGGCAGUCUGUUCAGAGGGCCGAGCCGAUCCAGUCAAGCCAACUCACCUAGUGGCUUAACAGGAUUUUGAGAUUGCUAUCUGCCAUAUAGGAUUACAAGGAGAUAAUUGUGAGUAAAUCAAAUCAAAUCAAAUUGUAUUUGUCACAUGCACCGAAUACAACAGGUAGACCUUACAGUGAAAUGCUUACUUACAAGACCUUAACCAACAAUGCAGUUUUAAGAAAAUACAUGUUAAGUAAAAAAUAGAUAAGUAUAAAAUAAUAAAUAAAAGUAACAAAUACUGCUGAUAAUGGUGAAUAUGUUUGAUACUGUGCAUCUGAGUAUGUCUCAUAAGGACUCAACCUCUUUAACCACAUUCUUAGAACUUUAGGACUAUUCUAUUUAAUAUUUAUCUGCAUUGACUUGUUAAAUAGCCUUUAAAGGAACACAAUGAUAACAGAAUGUGAGCAAAAAAUCAUUAGUGUGGCGAGACAAUCCAAUGGACUUUUUGGAAGUAGGCUAGUGUUGUAUUUUCUAAAGUAUAUUAUUAUUUUGACCUGUAGUUUUGUUACUGAGAAACCUUUUUCAUCUGCUUAUUUGACUUGAUGUGUUGCAGUUAGAAGUUGUCCAGUGAUUUUUCUUUUUUAAUGAUUGUGUAAUCUUAUAAGUGUUUUUCACUCAAAUGAUACAGUAUAUUGUUAAGUAUAAUCAUUGUAUACACAGUACCAGUCAAACGUUUGGACACACCUACUCAUUCAAGGGUUUUAUUUAGUUUGACUAUUUUCUACAUUGUAGAAUAAUUGUGAAGACACCAAAGCUAUGAAAUAACACAUAUGGAAUCAUGUAGUAACCAAAAAAGUGUUAAACAAAUCAAAAUAUAUUUCAUAUUUGAGAUUCUUCAAAGUAGCCAUCCUUAACCUUGACAGCUUUGCACACUCUCAGGUAGUCACCUGGAAUGCAUUUCAAUUAACAGGUGUGCCUACUUAAAAGUGAAUUUGUGGAAUUUCUUCCAUUCUUAAUGCAUUUGAGCCAAUCAGUUGUGUUGUGAAAAGGUAGGGGGGUAUACAGAAGAUAGCCCUAUUUGGUAAAAUAACAAGUCCAUAUUAUGGCAAGAACAGCUCAAAUAAGCAAAGAGAAAUUACAGUCCAUGAUUACUUUAAGACAUGAAUGUCAGUCAAUGCAGAACAUUUCAAGAACUUUGAAAGUUUCUUCAAGUGCAGUCACAAAAACCAUCAAGCUUUAUGACGAAAUUGGUUCUCACGAGGACCGCCACAGGAAAGGAAGGCCCAGAGUUACCUCUGCUGCAGAGUAUAAGUUCAUUGGAGUUACCAGCCUCAGAAAUUGCAGCCAAAAUAAAUGCAUCAGAGUUCAAGUAACAGACACGUCUCAACAUCAACUGUUCAGAGGAGACUGUGUGAAUCAGGCCUUCAUGGUUGAAUUGCUGCAAAGAAAUCACUACUAAAGGACACCAAUAAUAAGAAGAGACUUGCUUGGGCCAAGAAACACGAGCAAUGGACAUUAUAAUCUGUGGAAUCUGUCCUUUGGACUGAUGAGUCCAAAUUUUAGAUUUUUCAUUCCAACCGACGUGUCUUUGUGAGACGCAGAGUAGGUGAAUGGAUGAUCUCCACAUGUGAGGUUGUGCAUGGAGGUGGUGGCGUGAUGGUGCUUUGCUGGUGACACUGUCUGAUUUAUUUUGAAUUCAAGGCACACUUAACCAGCAUGGCUACCACAGCAUUCUACAGCGAUACGCUAUCCCAUCUGGUUUGCACUUAGUGGGACUAUCAUUUGUCAAUGACCCAACACACCUCCAGGCUGCGUAAGGGCUAUUUGACAAAGAAGGAGAGUGAUGGAGUGCUGCAUCAGAUGACCUGGCUUCCACAAUCACCUGACCUCAAUCCAAUUGAGAUGGUUUGGGAUGAGUUGGACUAGAGUGAAGGAAAAGCAGCCAACAAGUGCUCAGCAUGUGGGAACUCCUUUAAGACAGUUGGAAAAGCAUUCCAGGUGAAGCUGUUUAAGAGCAUACCAAGAGUGUGCAAAGCUGUCAAGGCAAAUGGUGGGAAUCUAAAAUCUAUUGAACACUUUUGUUACUACAUGAUUUCUUUCAUAAUUUUGAUGUAUUCACUAUUAUUGUAAAAUGCAGAAAAUAGUAAAAAUAAAGAAAAACCCUGGAAUGAGUAAGUGUCCAAACUUUUGACUGGUACGGCUUGUCAUACUCUGUAAUGAAGAACAAUCAUAGUUUUGUAAAACGGUUUGUAGACAUUGUUUGGACAAAUUCUCAGAUACUGUGAACAAUUGCACCUGGUAAUCUGGUGAACUAAAUUGAGAUAAAUGCUC
Oncorhynchus nerka (sockeye salmon) is the source of this 4772-nucleotide messenger RNA. RefSeq names its product FLVCR choline and putative heme transporter 2a (gene flvcr2a). The transcript is spliced from 11 exons. Gene Ontology annotation, molecular function: heme binding; heme transmembrane transporter activity. Gene Ontology annotation, cellular component: membrane. The record is from RefSeq and is a predicted model, not a curated record. NCBI's taxonomy places the organism in Eukaryota, Metazoa, Chordata, Actinopteri, Salmoniformes, Salmonidae. Gene Ontology annotation, biological process: transmembrane transport; heme export. Bases 416 to 1930 code for a protein of 504 amino acids.